This is a messenger RNA of Metarhizium robertsii ARSEF 23, 1212 nucleotides long. RefSeq lists its product as uncharacterized. The record is from RefSeq and is a predicted model, not a curated record. The transcript has 2 exons. Lineage: Eukaryota; Fungi; Ascomycota; Sordariomycetes; Hypocreales; Clavicipitaceae. The coding region runs from base 1 to 1212 and encodes 403 amino acids.
AUGUACCCGGAUUGGCCCGAAUCUGCCUCCGACUUGGUGCCACUGCCAUGCUGCAAUGGCCCCAAGUUGAACGCAUUCGACUUCCAGGGUCCGCAAAAGAUUGAAUUUCUCGAGUACCUAGGCGAAGGCUCGCAUGCACACGUCUUCAAGAUUAAAAUCCUGGGGCAAAUAUACGCAUUGAAACUUUUUAGGUUUGCCUAUGAUGAGGAUUAUCUGGGCCCAGAUUACGAUCACGAUGUUGAUAAUUACGACACAGUGAGCGCCUUUUACCAAUACUCGGAGCCCUUCAGCAGCGAGUGCCGUGCUUUUGGUCGCCUCCAAGAGGCCGGCCAUGAGCAACUGGCCGUCCAGUGCUUUGGGUACCUGCUUCUGGACGAGGAGCACGAGCAAGCCAUGAUGAAGCAGUUCAGCCACCUCGAGCUCAAGUGGAACGGGAGCAUGGAUUAUCCCGACCGAGAGGACAUGCGCUCACGAUUCCUGGGCAAAAGCGGCAGAGCGCCGCCUAUCCGCGGCAUCGUCAAAGAAUUCGGCCACCUUCCCCGGGAAUUGCGGACGAGGGAUGCGCGCAAGAUACUCCGCGAUAUUAUUCAACUGCAGCAGCUCGGCAUAGUCUGCAUUGACGUGGCAGACCGGCAGCUCAUCAACAACAAAAUCUGUGACUUUAGUACGGCUGUUACCACGCCUCAUUUUGCCACGACCCCCGAGUUGAACCCGCAUCUUACGCCGGAAUGGAUAGCGGCUAUAGAGUUUGAAACGUUCCAGUUUAGUAUGAGCGACUACUGGAACUUUGACGAGAUGGUGCAUAUCUGGAACGAGGAGCACAAGGACCAAAAGAAUAAAAUCGCAGUCUACGCAUUCCCCGGGGGCCGAGGCUGCCGAACCAAGUAUGACCUGAGACGCACCCCAUUCCGGCAGCGUGUCUUUUCCUAUGUCGACCCAAGGCUGUAUGACUGGAGGAGCCCGCCUGCUGGUCCCGGGAAUAAAGCGGCUCGAGCAUUGGCAGGACAAAAGAAAUCCGGUCAAAGGAAAAGGGAAACGGGGAGCAGAGGAGCUGGUUCCAGGACCCGCCUCCGGCUCGAUACCAGACCGCCCAAGUGGUACUUGAAUUGUGAUGAUAAAGUGGCGGCUGAACUAAAAGCUUUAAGAGGUUGUAGCACCUCGCUCAGGUGGUGCGUCAAGGACGGUCUUAUAUUUCCGCGGAAAAAAUAUUAA